AUUAUCUGUUAUCACUUCUAUUGUGCAGGUGAAAAAAAUGUUACGCGAAAUCAAAAUAUUAAUCCUUUUAGUACCACUAAUCCAAUCACUACCUGAUGGAGCCCCUUUGUCAGCUUGUAAAAACAUGAAACCUUCAUUCAGGAGAGGAAGUUAUGAAAGCAUUGACUUGGAGGGUCAUCUUGAACUGCCUAUAAACAUUCGACCUAUCCAAGGUAGACCCAGGAAACCUCCAUAUUCAAUUAUUUUGGAUAAGUACAUCUACAACAAGAAUGAUCAAAUAACAAUUAGGGUUGCCGCCAAUCAAACUUUGGGUCACAUCUAUUUCAGUGGAUUGCUUUUGCAAGCUAGAAAGGUCUCGUGUAAAACCGAUUCAGGGUACCACAUGGAAGAAAAUGCUGUGGGAGAAUUUCUGUUAAAGUUGAAUAACGAACCUGUCGGAAACGCUCUAAAGUAUUUGGAUUGUUUUGCUUACGUCAUGGCCUCAUGGAAUGGAGAGGGCGAUGAUUUUUCCGGCAACGAUGAUGAAACACAAAGACCGGUGCUCAAAAUAGACGACGAAGAAGACAUUCAGCCUGAUACAGCCGAUAAUGUUGAGAGACAAGCCGGCGAUAUUUUCACCCAUUUUACUCAUGAAAUGCAUCGUACGCACGACCCUUUAACUCCUGUUCCACCUGUAGAAAUACCAGAUCCACUAAGCGUCGAAGCGAAAAUCGGUAGAAGACUUGCGGAGAUUAGCGACACUCUCCGAUUAAAGCGAAAUAAAGUUGAUAAAUAUAUUGACAAACUGGAUAUGACGCAAGAGACAGCUUAUGAACAAUUCGCUCAAGUUGCAAGGCAUAUCAUACAACGUGGUGAGAUCAAUUGGGGUCAAAUUGUAGCACUUUUGUAUUUUGGAUAUAGAGUUGGCGUUUACGUUUUACAAAGAAACUGGUCAAAAUUUUUUAUAAAUGUGACGCAAUACGUCAUUCGAUUUUUAUCCGCUGAACAUAUUUCGGAGUGGAUAGCGAGAAAUGGUGGAUGGAGAACAGUCCUCCAUUUGGUGCCAGAAGGAGUUACGACUACAAUUACCGAUUAUUUGCCUUCAGCAGAGACGACAGUUACUAUUCUCGGUGCUUCCUUAACCGUCGUGGGAGCAUUCUGUUUAGGAUUGUGGUUAAGUAGGAGGCUUUCAUAG
This is a messenger RNA of Dimorphilus gyrociliatus, 1174 nucleotides long. NCBI's taxonomy places the organism in Eukaryota, Metazoa, Annelida, Polychaeta, Dinophilidae. The record is from the annotation of a GenBank genome assembly.